Molecule: messenger RNA, 477 nt
Organism: Triticum turgidum subsp. durum (durum wheat)
Lineage: Eukaryota; Viridiplantae; Streptophyta; Magnoliopsida; Poales; Poaceae
Source: the annotation of a GenBank genome assembly
AUGUCAGCAAACUGGAUGCGCACCGCGAAGGUUUUUUGCCUCAGGUCUUCUGGCCUUGAAUUGAACGCAGUUCUUAACAUCCUUAGGUGGUUUCCUUAUCUAGAAAAGCUCUACAUCAUUUUUCAAAAACACAAUGAGAAGGAUAAGAAAAAUGACCCUCAAUAUGACCCUUUACAUCCAAUCGAAUGUCUUCAGACCCAUCUCAAAAAAGUGGUGUUUAAGUCAUUCGUAGGCUAUGAGAAACAGGUUAACUUUGCGAGGUUCUUUGUUUUGCAUGCAAAAGUGCUCAAAAAGGUUGAAUUUGAAGUAUAUGGCCAGUGCAACACUAUAUCAGUGGCUUAUCAUCACACGCUGCUAAAAGUGGAAAACAGAGCUACUCGAGAUGCUCAGUUUGAAUUCAGGAGUAAACAUCGUCGUACUGAGUAUGAUGCACAUAUCCAUGAUUUGUCCGUGGCCGACCCCUUCGGACAACCAUAG